GGUACUAACCUAAACUAAAACCUAACCUAAUAUUUAUUUUACAUGUGUUUAAUUUGAACUGCAUAAGAAUAAAAUUUUACAGGAACUGCACAUUUAUCAAUGUUGUGAAAUUAAUAAUAUUUUAUAUUUUAAUUGUGUCCAAUAAAGUGGAGAAAAAUGGGUAAAAAAGCUAAAAUUGGAAAAGCUCGUAAAGAUAAAUAUUAUCAGUUGGCUAAAGAAACCGGAUACAGAUCGAGAGCGGCUUUCAAAUUGAUACAAUUGAAUCGAAAAUUCGAAUUUCUGCAGAAGUCGAGGGUAUGCAUAGAUUUGUGUGCUGCUCCUGGAGGAUGGAUGCAAGUAGCAAAGCAAAAUAUGCCCUUAUCGAGCAUCGUUAUAGGUAUUGAUUUGUAUCCAAUUAAGAGUAUACCAGGAUGUAUAAGUCUUGUCGAAGAUAUUACCACUGAAAAAUGUAAAUCUGCGUUAACAAAGGAAUUACAAACCUGGAAAGCUGAUGUUGUUUUACACGAUGGUGCCCCCAAUGUGGGUAAAAAUUGGCUCCAUGAUGCAUUCCAACAGGCUUGUUUAACAUUAUCAGCAUUGAAAUUGUCAACCCAGUUCUUGAGAAAAGGAGGAUGGUUCAUUACAAAAGUAUUCAGAUCUAAGGAUUAUAACCCUCUAAUUUGGGUUUUGAAACAGUUUUUCAAGAAAUUACAUGCUACUAAACCACAAGCAUCUCGUAAUGAGUCUGCCGAGAUUUUUGUUGUCUGUCAAUUUUAUCUUGCUCCUGAUAAAAUUGAUGCUAGGUUUAUGGAUCCCAAGUAUGUGUUUGAAGAACUAGAUAUUGAACCUAAAAAUGAACUCAGUAUUUUUCAUCCUGCUAAAACAAAAAAAAGUAAACCUGAAGGAUAUCCUGAAAACGAUUACACGCUAUAUCAUAGAUUACGUGUAGCAGAUUUUAUUAAACAUGAAAAUGGUAUAGAUUUAUUGCAAUCUGCUUCUGAGAUUGUUAUUGAUGAUCCUGAAGUAUUGAAUCAUAAAGAAACAACUAAUGAAAUCAAAGAAUGCUGCAAGGAUCUCAAAGUUUUGGGUAGGAAAGAAUUCAAGGUGCUCAUGUCUUGGUGGAAAAGAUUACAUACCGAAUAUAUUCAGAAAUUGAAGGGUGAGAAUGAAGAUGAAGAUGAACCCGAGGACCAGUCGAAGGAGAUAGAAGAUGUUAAGAGCGGUAGUGAAGAUGAAUUAGAGAAAAUUGAUCAACAAAUUCUAGAGCUGAAGGAAGAAGAUCACAGAGAAUUGAGAAGGAAAAGAAAGAAAGCACUUAAAGAGCGAAAAAAAUUGAAUGAUCGUCUGAACUUGAAAAUGGUUAUCAAAGGAGAUAGUGGUCCAAAAGAAGAAGAAGAAGGAUUAUUUGAUUUGAAACAAAUCAGUAGUUUGAUGAAGAUGAAGAAAGUUAUGGAUCAGACUCCUGAUGUUUUAGCAGAAUCAGAUGCGGACAGUGAAAACGAAGCACAAAAGUCAAAGUAUGUUAGAUAUUCAAAAGAUGACAGUCACAUUUCAAGCUCAGGAACCUAUUAUAAAGAUUCAGAUUCCGAAUUAGAAAUGGAGGAUAGUGAAGAUGAUGAAGAUAAAGUUGAGGAUGGCUUAGGUUUCAGCGACUCCGAACAGUCAGAUUCUGAACAUUCCUCCAAAACAAAGAAAAAGGUUAUGUUUUUAGAGGAAAAAGAACACCCUCUGAUAACAGAUUUAGACUAUCGUGAUAAAGAACAGAAGAAAACCCAGAAAGCACAAAUGUGGUUUGAAAGGGAUGUUUUCAAAAAUCUCAUUGACGAAGUUGAUGAAGAUGAAGACAUUGAAAGGACAAUAUCAGAGUAUAAAAGAAAGGGUAUUAAAGUGAUUGGGGAAGAAAACGAUGAUGAUAAAGAAAAGGACAAAGGAAAUAGCAGGAAACGUAAGCUAGAAGAAACACAACAGAAGAAUGGAUUAGAAAAUUUUUCCGAUGAAUCAGAUGAUGAUGAUUCUACUGAUAGUGACUCAGAUUAUGACAUUGAGACAGCACAUAAACCAGUGAAUAAUUCGAAAAAAGAUGGUUUUGAAAUUGUCAGUGGAGGAGGUGCACCUCUCGGCAAAAAAAAGAAAUACAAGUUGAACGAAGAAGAGAUGGCUCUAGGGACUAUGAUGAUCAACAGUAGGAAGACAAAGAGAGACUUGAUAGAUGCUGCCUGGAAUAGGUACGCUUUCAAUGAUGAGAAUUUACCAGAUUGGUUUGUCAAAGACGAAGAAAAAUAUAUGAAAACGGCUGUACCAGUACCUAAGGAAAUGGUUGAUGAUUAUAAGAAGAGAUUGGAAGAAAUUAACGUGAGGCCCAUCAAGAAGGUUAUUGAAGCUAAAGCUAGAAAGAAGAAGAGGGCUCUUAGAAAAUUGGAGAAGGCGAAGAAAAAGGCUGAAGCUCUGAUCGAUAGUGUUGAUAUCACCGAUCGUGAGAAGGCUAAACAAGUUAAUCAACUGAUGAAAAAAGCAAAACAAUCACCUAAGAAGGAAGUGACCUAUGUCGUUGCCAAAAAACACAUGGCUGCGAAGAGAAUGAGAAGACCUGUAGGUGUCAAAGGGCAUUACAAGGUGGUUGAUGCGAGAAUGAAGAAAGAUUUGAGGGCCCAAAAGAAUAAACUUAAGACCAUGGGCCGAUCGAAAAAGGGAAAAGGAGGUGCCAAGCCGAAAAAAACUAAGAAGAAAGAGAGAAGUUCUUAAUUAACAAAAUCAGAGACCUGUACAUAGAGUUAAACAUGAUUUUUGUUACUUGUAAAAAUAAAAAUAUUUCUAAAA
This is a messenger RNA of Coccinella septempunctata (seven-spotted ladybird), 2796 nucleotides long. Its product is annotated as pre-rRNA 2'-O-ribose RNA methyltransferase FTSJ3. The transcript has 8 exons. The record is from RefSeq and is a predicted model, not a curated record. Gene Ontology annotation, cellular component: nucleolus; nucleus; preribosome, large subunit precursor. Gene Ontology annotation, molecular function: rRNA (guanine) methyltransferase activity; rRNA (uridine-2'-O-ribose)-methyltransferase activity. Bases 157 to 2721 code for a protein of 854 amino acids. Gene Ontology annotation, biological process: rRNA methylation; maturation of LSU-rRNA from tricistronic rRNA transcript (SSU-rRNA, 5.8S rRNA, LSU-rRNA); maturation of 5.8S rRNA from tricistronic rRNA transcript (SSU-rRNA, 5.8S rRNA, LSU-rRNA). NCBI's taxonomy places the organism in Eukaryota, Metazoa, Arthropoda, Insecta, Coleoptera, Coccinellidae.